CCGCUGCGGGAGCCUCCUCGUUCGUCAUUCAGUUGCAGUCAUGGCCGCCUCUACGACGCCGCUGUCCCCUGAAGACCUGCUGCCAUCCAAGGGAAGCGCCGGCAAAACGGAUGAGCUGGAAGAGGAUACAGAGGAGGAGGAAGAUGAGCUGGAUGAGACCCUGGCGGAGAGACUUUGGGGUCUCACAGAGAUGUUUCCAGAGCGCCUUCGAUCGGCAGCUGGAGCCACCUUCGACGUGUCCUUUUCUGUAGCUCAGAAAAUGUACAGAUUCUCAAGGGCAGCUUUAUGGAUUGGGACCACUUCUUUCAUGAUCCUAGUUCUUCCUGUUGUUUUUGAAACUGAGAAACUGCAAAUGGAGCAGCAGCAGCAGUUGCAACAACGACAGAUUUUAUUAGGACCAAAUACAGGGCUUUCUGGAGGAAUGUCAAGUGCUCUGCCUUCUCUUCCUGGCAAGAUUUAAUCAAAUCAUUGGAGCCAUAUUAUGGAAGGAAAUACUGCAAUUGUUUAUUAGGCAGGAGUGGGGGUUUUUUUCUUUUCUUUUCUUGGACAUCUGUUUAUGAUGGAGGCAUACCCCAGUAUGUAUUUUAUGACACUGACCUCUUCUUUAAUCCUUAGGCAAUCAUGAUUUUUUUAUUCCUUCCCUCAGUUGAUAAUCAAACCAAUUAACAAGGACAUUUGAAGCUUUUAUUUUGGUAUCCUUAUUUCCAGGAAACCGUCUCAGGACAUGCCAGAUUCUGGCCAAAUUUAAUUAGCGAUGUUUGUCUAUAUAAAGUCCUGUUUCUCUCCUGAAAUACUGAAGAUGAAUUUUAGACUAGAAACAGCACAAGCUGAAGUAUACAUGCUACAAGUACAAUGGAACAGUCCGGUGCAUACUAAAUUUUACUGAGUGAGCUUCUAUUUGAGUUAAUGUUUCGAUGCUGAGGGAACCUUAGAUAAGUCAUUUUCACCAAUUUUGUUGCAUCUCUAUUGAUACUGAAAUCCACUACAGCCCUUUUGUAUUAAAUUGUUUGAGUGUAAUCA
Notechis scutatus (mainland tiger snake) is the source of this 1020-nucleotide messenger RNA. RefSeq names its product translocase of outer mitochondrial membrane 22 (gene TOMM22). Gene Ontology annotation, biological process: intracellular protein transport. NCBI's taxonomy places the organism in Eukaryota, Metazoa, Chordata, Lepidosauria, Squamata, Elapidae. The record is from RefSeq and is a predicted model, not a curated record. Gene Ontology annotation, cellular component: mitochondrial outer membrane.